UUCGUUGACGAUUGUCGUCAUUUUACGUGAGGAGGCGCAGAGCUGAUAAGUAGGACAUACGCUGCAGCAUCUCGGUAUUUCAUAGUGAACUCGCCAUCAAGUCGGACCAAGAGAAUCACAUCCUCGUGUUUCUUGUUCUCUCGAAUUUAUUCCACAUCAAGGUACUCGUGAUCUCGUACAUUCGCCGCUCAAGUUAUAUUUCAACAUGGCGCCAAAUUUGUUCGGCAAUGCAGCGACUUUAUUCCUCGAAGCUUCUCAGCAAGAUGUAUCGCAAAAAGAAGCGGCAGAGAAAGCAGUAACGCAAAAAUUAUUAAUCCAAAAGGCACAAAACUUGAAGCCUAAAUAUCAGUGGAAGAUUGUCUGGAGAAAUAUAAUAGCUUUUCUCUAUCUUCAUCUCGGUGCACUUUACGGAUUGUAUAUUUUAAUAACAGCUGCCAAAUUUUACACAACACUUUGGUCUAUAAUAAUUGGAUCUUUCGCAGCUAUCGGUGUUACAGCAGGUGCUCACAGACUGUGGGCUCAUCGGGCUUACAAAGCAAAAUGGCCGAUGAGAGUCAUUCUUAUGCUUAUGCAAACCACGGCUUUUCAAAAUCACAUUUACGAGUGGGUGAGAGAUCACCGAGUUCAUCAUAAAUUUACGGACACGGACGCAGAUCCGCACAAUGCGAAGAGAGGCUUUUUCUUUUCGCACAUAGGUUGGCUUUUAGUUCAAAAACAUCCUGAUGUUAUUAAUAAGGGAGCCACAGUCGAUAUGAGCGACCUCGAGAAGGAUGCCGUCGUUGUCUGGCAACGCAGAUUUUACAUCAUCCUACUGCCUAUUUUUUGCUUCCUACUUCCCACCUGGAUACCGUGUCAUUUUUGGAAUGAAAAACCUAUAUACGCGUGGUAUUCUACCCUGUUCAGAUACACACUCUCACUGAAUUUAACUUGGCUAGUGAAUUCCGCGGCUCACAUAUGGGGCAUGAAACCAUAUGACAAUUCUAUUAGCCCCACUGACAGCCUCAGCGUUGGCAUUAUCGCUUGCGGCGAAGGAUGGCACAAUUACCAUCACAUAUUUCCAUGGGAUUAUAAGGCUGCCGAAUUGGGCAACUAUCGCGCAAACUUUACUACCGCUUUCAUUGAUUUCUUCGCCUGGAUCGGCUGGGCGUAUGAUUUGAAGAGUGUAGAACACAGUAUGAUAAAGAAACGCGCGGCCCGAACAGGUGACGGCUCAAUAUAUGCGCAAACGGAUGAUCGUGAUGAGCAUCAUCAUUCGCAUGAAGGAGCUAUAUGGGGAUGGGGCGAUGCCGAUAUGGCAUUCGAAGAUAUGCAGAAGGUCAAGAUUAUUAAUAAAGGUGAUUGAGAUCCCAAAUUUCAAUUCCCUAAAAUCUCUAUAUGUGGUAUUACACUUGGUCGGAAUUACGCAGAACGUGGACAUUUAUAGUUUACGAUAGUAUUGUAAUGAAUUUGAUGAUCCAUACCUGAAGGUUUAAUAUAUUGUUAUACAUCAUUAGGUAUCAUAAUCUCGACUUUUUGUAGGUGAUAGUACUUACCAAUAUCAAUAUCGAUUGAUGCAUCAACAAUAAUAGUACGAUAAUGGUUAUUAAAUUACAAUUGUUUUUUUUUCUUUUAACUGUUUAACAGUCUUGUGCAUGCAAUUGAUGGAAACGACGCGUCUAGGACGCGUGAUUAUGACGUUUUUUUAUUUA
This is a messenger RNA of Atta colombica, 1688 nucleotides long. Its product is annotated as acyl-CoA Delta(11) desaturase-like. Gene Ontology annotation, biological process: unsaturated fatty acid biosynthetic process. The record is from RefSeq and is a predicted model, not a curated record. Gene Ontology annotation, cellular component: endoplasmic reticulum membrane. The coding region runs from base 206 to 1342 and encodes 378 amino acids. The transcript has 6 exons. NCBI's taxonomy places the organism in Eukaryota, Metazoa, Arthropoda, Insecta, Hymenoptera, Formicidae. Gene Ontology annotation, molecular function: iron ion binding; stearoyl-CoA 9-desaturase activity.